Ilyonectria robusta is the source of this 1374-nucleotide messenger RNA. RefSeq names its product Met-10+ like-protein-domain-containing protein. NCBI's taxonomy places the organism in Eukaryota, Fungi, Ascomycota, Sordariomycetes, Hypocreales, Nectriaceae. The transcript has 5 exons. The record is from RefSeq and is a predicted model, not a curated record. Gene Ontology annotation, biological process: tRNA N1-guanine methylation; mitochondrial tRNA methylation. The coding region runs from base 1 to 1374 and encodes 457 amino acids. Gene Ontology annotation, cellular component: mitochondrial matrix; cytoplasm.
AUGAACCUGUUCCGAGCACCCGCUGCCGUUCGGGCAGCCAAGACGCUGGACAGGGCGCUAUUUGCAAAGACGCUCAACGCCGCCGCCGCGUCAGUCAAGGAAAACAAGCUGCUCUCCAAGUAUCGCAAGGAGCUGGAGAAGACCAACGAGAUUCUCUUCUUGGAGAAGUUCAACCCUGUACUGCCCGACCCAGACCCGGCUCUGGCUGCCCAAGGAAAGAAAUGCAUUGUCUUGGCCCCUCAGAUCAAGCCAUCAUCACCAGAGACCUGGAGUCCCGUCCUUCAGGAGGCGGCCAAGUUGGGCGAUCUCAAAAUCAUACCGUAUGAUGUUGAGAUUGGCUACGAUUUUUGGUCAUACGUCGACGUGUUGAGAGCUAUCCUGCCAGAGGAACUUCAAGAUGAAAUCCCCAGUGGAUUCAACACUGUAGGACAUGUCGCUCAUCUCAACAUCCGAAACCAGUACCUACCCUACAAGAAACUCAUAGCGGAGGUUCUGUUGGAUAAGAACCCUCAUCUCCGGACGGUCAUCAACAAGAUUGACAAUGUCGGCUCAGAAAAUGAGUACCGGACGUUUGCCUACGAAGUCCUCGGCGGACCCGAUGACCUGAAUGUUGAGAUCAACGAGGCCGGUUGUGUCUUCAAGUUCGACUACUCUAAGGUGUACUGGAACAGCAAGCUUGACACGGAGCACAAGCGCAUCACAAGUUUCUUCAAGCCAGGGGAGGUAGUUGCAGACGUCAUGGCCGGUAUUGGGCCGUUCGCAGUGCCCGCUGGCAAGAAGGGCGUCUUUGUCUGGGCAAACGACAAGAACCCGGAGAGUUACCGGUACCUGGAGGAAGCGAUCCGCAAGAACAAAGUCUCUCAAUACGUCAAGCCAUUCAAUUGUGAUGGGCACGAAUUCCCUCAUCAGGCCGCCGAUCUCGUGCUCGAGGCUUCUAAGCGUGGUGAUUGUGCGAUGAUCAAGCCUUCGAAGCAACCUAGGAACUCAACGGCGCCCCCACCGACGCCUAUCCGGAUCCCAGUCCCUCCUACUAUCUCGCAUUUCGUCAUGAACCUACCAGCGUCUGCCAUCGAGUUUCUUCACAACUACCGUGGCCUCUACCAUGGUCAUGAGGAGCUCUUUGCCCCCCACACCGAAGCUAAGCUGCCCAUGGUCCACGUCCACUGCUUCUCGGUCAAGGCCGACGAUGAGACCCCCCUCAUCGAUAUCUGCCAGAGAAUCGAAAAGGAAAUUGGCCUCAUGCUCAAGCCUGGAGAUCCCGAAAAUGAUGGCGAGGUGCUUAUCUACGAUGUCCGGGACGUCGCACCCGCGAAGCGGAUGUUCUGCGCUACUUUCCGACUACCGCGCGACGUCGCCUUUGCUCCGAGAGCAUAG